Exserohilum turcica Et28A is the source of this 384-nucleotide messenger RNA. RefSeq lists its product as uncharacterized. The transcript has 2 exons. Lineage: Eukaryota; Fungi; Ascomycota; Dothideomycetes; Pleosporales; Pleosporaceae. Bases 1 to 384 code for a protein of 127 amino acids. The record is from RefSeq and is a predicted model, not a curated record.
AUGGCUCCAAAUACGGAUAUAUCGACCCGCUCUUUUAUUGUUGCAUUGAAGUCACCUUUUAGUGGCAAAUCUACACGCGAAAUCGCAGAAAUGACAGGCAUAUCGCCGCGUACGAUCGACUCAAUUUAUGGUAGAGCCUGCCAGCGAGGCUUUGAGCCUAACGCACGCCUAAUUAAGAUCCUUCCGCAGUACCUCGAAGAUGCCCCGCGCGCAGGCCGCCCUCGUAAACAAGAAGAAAUACACGACGCUACUCUUAAGAACUGUUCACGGCUACAACGUCUCGUCGUCCACCGUAUGGAGAGUCCUUCGAGCAGCCGGUUACAACAAGACGAAGCCGACGAGGAAGCCUGGGUUGACGACGAAGAUGAGACAGGAAAGACUUGA